CACUUCACCAUGGAAUAUGAAGUCAAGAAAGGAAAAAAGAUGUGUGCUGAGUACUUAUUUUGUGCCCUGCACUGUGCCAGGUGCUGGUGAUGAUGUAGUGGGCUUUGUAUCUCCCAUCCGGAGGUUCGUGUUCCCCAAGGCUGCACGCCGGGCAGCCUUUCGGACCAGUGUGAGUCGCCGGCCCCUGCACUCAAUUCCCCUUUAUCCCCCUGACUACCUCAUCGACCCCCAGAUUCUGCUGUGUGACUAUCUGGAGAAAGAGGUCAAGUUCCUGGGCCACCUCACCUGGGUCACCUCCUCACUGAACCCCUCCAGCCGAGACGAACUCCUGCAGCUGCUGGACACAGCCAGGCAGUUGAAGGAGCUGCCGAUGAAGACCACGGCGGAGCAGGACAGCAUCCUGAGCCUGUCGGCCCGCUGCCUGCUGCUCACCUGGCGUGACAACGAAGAGCUAAUCCUGCGCAUCCCCACUCAUGAGAUCGCCGCCGCCUCCUACCUGCAGGACGACGCGCUGCACCUGCUGGUGCUUAAGACCGGCGCGGGCAAGCCGGGCGGCAGCUGGGAGCGGAGGCAGGCGGGCGGCGGCGGCGGCGGCAGCUGGGAGCGGCGCCACCCGGGCCCCAACCCACUCGACCCGCAGGACCCCAGCCCCGACGCCUACUGCAACCUUGUCAUCCUGGCUGUGGCCAACAGGGAUGCGGCCGAGGAGUCCUGUGCUCUCAUCUGUCAGGUCUUCCAGAUCAUCUACGGGGACCAGAGUAUCGAGUGCGUGGACCGGGCUGGCUACCACUACACUUCGACGCCCGAGCGGCCGUGGCUCUGCAGUCGCAGUGAGAGCUGCCGCACAGACGGGACGUACGCCUAUGAUGCCGACUUCAGCUGCUGCAGCUCCUUCAAUGGCUCCCAGGAUACAUUUGAAGCGUGUUACAGUGGCACGUCCACACCCUCCUUCCACGGCUCCCACUGCAGCGGCAGCGACCACAGCGGCCUGGGCCUUGAGCAGCUGCAGGAUUACAUGGUCACGCUGCGGAGUAAAUUAGGGCCCCCCGAGAUCCAGAAGUUUGCAGUGCUGCUGCGGGAGUACCGGCUGGGGCUGCCCAUCCAGGACUACUGUGCAGGCCUGCUGAAGCUCUAUGGAGACCGGCGCAAGUUCCUCCUCCUCGGGAUGCGGCCCUUCAUCCCUGACCAGGACAUCGGCUACUUCGAGGGCUUCCUGGAGGGCGUGGGCAUCCGCGAGGGUGGCAUCCUCACAGACAGCUUCGGCCGCAUCAAGCGCAGCAUGAGCUCCACGUCGGCGUCUGCUGUGCGCAGCUACGACGGUGCGGCCCAGCGGCCCGAAGCGCAGGCCUUCCACCGGCUGCUGGCCGACAUCACGCACGACAUCGAGGCGCUGGCGCCUGACGACGAGAGCACGGAUGAGGAGGCCCAGGACUCCCCGGGUGGGGGCGACCUGGUUGAGGACAACUACCUGUAGCCACCACCCAUGCGGGGAGGGGGGCGGGGAAGAACCUGCAAACCCUCCUGUAUCGCAUUUGCUCCUGCUGUGGGACCCCAGCCCCAGGGCCCCCCUCCUGGGGGGCCAACCCUGCCCUGGGGCCUCCAGUCUCUGCAAUACCGAGCAUGGCCUGCAGGAGGCGGGACCCCAAGGUCGUGGGCAGUUGCCUAAGGCUCAGUGGACCCCUCUGCCAUACCUGUGUGGCCAUCACUGCACUCUCUCACUAGCGCCAGGCUCGGCCCAGGACAGCCCCUCUCUCCCACCACUCCUGCAGCUUUCUGGAGGCCAAGUGAGGGAUGGGGAGUGGGCUCCAGCUGCUGACAGACUGAGAAAAGAAUUCCCAGAGCCCAGAGACCUCUUGUUUGAGAAACCAAGGUUCAAAAAAAGGUGAAGGAACUUGAGGAAAUCUCCUAUUUCUUCUUAGAGAUUGCCUCAAAGUACACAUACUAAAUAGCGUAGAGGGCCUUUUUAAGACUCCACGUGGCAGGGUCGCCCCUCCCCUGAUGGUAGGAAUUGGAUCACCAGUGUGGAAUAUCUCUACUGACAGUUGAGUCAGAGGUUGGUGAUGGGGGUCCCAGUCUUGGCUCUAAGACUCUGAACAAGUUGCUUGUUCAGAUCUUGGACUUGGAGCCAGACAGACCUAGGGCUCCCCUCUGGUCAGUGCUCUCACCUCUUCGUGACUUCCAUUCCCUAAUCUCUCCCCUGAGGUUGGCCCACCCACCUCACAGGGUUGGGUGUGGUGAUGAACAAAAGUAACCAGACCUUAAUGCUGGGUCUAGCACGUAGUAGGCACUCAAUAAAUGCUGUUCCCUUCUACAUCUAA
Messenger RNA from Suricata suricatta (meerkat), 2318 nucleotides. RefSeq names its product CCM2 like scaffold protein (gene CCM2L). The transcript is spliced from 11 exons. The record is from RefSeq and is a predicted model, not a curated record. The coding region runs from base 17 to 1474 and encodes 485 amino acids. NCBI's taxonomy places the organism in Eukaryota, Metazoa, Chordata, Mammalia, Carnivora, Herpestidae. Gene Ontology annotation, biological process: heart morphogenesis.